UUGGUUUUUCGAGACAGGGUUUCUCUGUGUAGCUUUGCGCCUUUCCUGGAUCUCACGCUGUAGACCAGGCUGGCCUCGAACUCACAGAGAUCCGCCUGCCUCUGCCUCCCGAGUGCUGGGAUUAAAGGCGUGUGCUACCACCGCCCGGCUGCCAUUUGUAUUUUUUUAAAGCUUUUAUUUUUUAAUUACGUGUUGAUGCACAUGUGUGAAGGUGCCCAUGGAGGCCAGAGGAGGGCGUGGGAUCCCUGGAGUUAAAGUUCAGGCCGUUGUAAGCCAUCUGCCAUGGUGCUGGGAACUGAAUUCAGAUCCUCUGCGAGAGUCUAAUACACAUCCUUGCCCACUGAGCCGUCUCUUUGGUCUCCUGUAUUUCAGUUUUCUGACAGGCAAACACAUUCAAACAAUUUUAAGCGUGGUCAAAUUUGAUGAUGUUAUAUUCAAAACCUUGUGUUUUGAACUGUUGGUUUUUGAGAGUGGCAUAUAUGUUGGUAGGUUCUCACCUAUUGCACACAGAAAGCCUCCGUAAGCUGUCCCGGGUACUCACCCCGCCAUGGUUUUGGAUAUGGGCCUGCACUCUUAGCCCAGGACAUUUGGUCUCAUCCGGGCCUUUCUGUUUCCCAGUGAUCAAGUGGAAACCCCAGGAAGCCUUCAACCAGACCCAGUCCAGCUCCCUCCUGCAUGACCCUGUGGAGGGGAGGGACAGCACCAAUUGUACCAGGACCCUGAGGCUGCCAGAUGCCACCAGUGCCGCCUGGUACAUCCUCACCAUCAUCGGCAUCUAUGGUGUGAUCUUUGUCUUCCAGCUGGCCAGCAACAUCCUCAGGAAAAGUGAGAGGUCCUUGGAGGACAUUUGCUAUUCCAACUUAACUUCUGAACUCAAAAGGGAAGGGUUUCAGAGCAAGGUAGCUGCGUGCUCACUGGUCAUCAGCAAUGCAGCAGCCCUCCAGCCUCAGCAGGAUGGCCUGGACCCAAGACGGGAAGAAGACAGGCUCCACAGGGGAACCCAGGGGGUCCCCUGAAAGCCAAGGCCGGCAGAGCACCAUUGGAGGCCUCAGCUGUUUUACAGGUAGAGAAGUUUGGGGCCUGCCAGGGAUCUUGAGAAAGGAACUGGGCCCUGGAUUAGGGCAUGGUGAGCAUCUCUGGCCAUGGACACUUCUGAGUGUGGACAGUCACCAGCAGCUUGUCUCAGUUUUUUUCUGGUCUAAGAAGAAGGAACAAUAGAAGCCAUAGGUCGGAAGGGUACUCAGGGUCCCCGGAGUGAUUCAGGAUACUCCUGAGGGUAAAGAGGUGGCUUCUUGUUGUGGGAUGAAGGCUGAACGUGGAGUCAAAUGCUUGGCAUUAACAAUCAACUUCUAGGGAUUGUAUACAUUUCUGAGUGGCAGUUGAUCACCUGGAACAUGUAGGAGUUGGGAUUGUCACCAAUAGUGACUUUGUUUUAAAGACUUACUCCACUGACUUUAGGACCAAAGUUGUUCGUAGCGGAAGCUAAUCAGUCUUCAUUUUCUCUGGAAGAGUGGGCGCACUGAACAAAGAAUUAAUUUUGGACUCAGGAGCUCCAGACUCUGGUCUUUGAUGUCUGAGGACCUAUGACUGAACUUCUCUGAAACUUAGUUUACAGGUCACAUGAGGAGAAUGAAGCCAGGGCUUCCAGCCGUACCACAGAGGUAGGCUCUAGGGAGAUCCUGCAUGGGAUUAUGUUUCGAAAUACAAAACGCACACAGAGAAGUGUGUUGUAGUAGCUGAGACGGCGGUGGUGAUGGCGGUGGACACUGAAUGGGCAGAGUGAGUGAGGCUGGUUGGCAGCAGCAGCGAUGGCAAUGAUGGUGUUGAUGGUUUUAGUACUUGGGGUUUCUCAGAAUUCACUAAGUCCCAUUUUACUUCUUGAAUUAAGUUCUAGUCAGCACUCAGGUGAACUUAAUUAUCGCAUUUCUGUACAUCAUUGUACUAUGCUCUCAUUGAUGCUCCCCAGCCCCUGCUCUUCUCUGCGGCCCUUCCUGUUUCCAAAUGGUGCCCCUUUCAUGUCACACAUUGUCACCUGCUCCUGCUCCCUUUAGACCUCUGCAUCCUCCCUCAUAGUUUUCUCUCUAUUUCCUGUGUGUAAACGCACACACACAACCCCCUACACACAUGUAUAAUUCAAUCUAUCUCUACACAGAU
This is a messenger RNA of Peromyscus californicus insignis, 2154 nucleotides long. It is a transcript of the gene Smim34, whose product is annotated as small integral membrane protein 34. The record is from RefSeq and is a predicted model, not a curated record. The coding region runs from base 423 to 1016 and encodes 197 amino acids. The transcript has a single exon. NCBI's taxonomy places the organism in Eukaryota, Metazoa, Chordata, Mammalia, Rodentia, Cricetidae.